Molecule: messenger RNA, 1908 nt
Organism: Osmerus eperlanus (European smelt)
Lineage: Eukaryota; Metazoa; Chordata; Actinopteri; Osmeriformes; Osmeridae
Gene: supt7l
Product: SPT7 like, STAGA complex subunit gamma
Exons: 5
Coding region: 203-1489 (428 amino acids)
Cellular component (GO): SAGA complex
Molecular function (GO): protein heterodimerization activity; transcription coactivator activity
Source: RefSeq, a predicted model, not a curated record
CAUCCCUGUAAAUUGUCUUCAUCUCUAAACUGUACGUGAAAUUGUAAUGGUGGUAAACGUCAGGCUUCCUUGUUCGCAAACAAAAAACUAACAAUUCGUAGCCAAGCUAGUGUGGGUUGUGUGAUGUGAUGGGAGGGCUUGCUUCCCCCCCCCUCGGUGUUUAAACGACAGAAUUCUUAACCUCAGCUCGGAAAACACCAGAAUGAUGCGUUACUGGGGCGAGAUUCCUGGACCGGCGGGAGCUCCUCCGAGUCGCAGCUCGUUCGACCUACUCCAGCGCGAGUUUCGCUCCGUAGAAAUGCAAGAUCCACCUUUGCACCAGCCUUCAGCUCAACGUCCCCGACCCACCACAAUGUUGGACAUUCCCUCGGAGCCCUGCAGCCUCACAAUCCACACCGUUCAGCUGUGCCAGCAUGUUCGACGCCUCCGUGCCCUCCUGACCACGGCUCAAACCCCAGGUCAGAGCUUGACCCCCUCAGAAGGCAGUGGAAACAGGCUGGAGGAGAUGGAUGCCCUACCAAUGAGCCCACCCACACCACCAGCUGUUCCAGAUGACCUGCUGCCCCUGGACAGCAAAGCUCCUCGGCAUCCGUUUCAGCUGCGCCACAGUGACCCGGAGAGCGAAUUCUACAAGGGCAAAGGCGAGCCCGUUACCGAGUUGAGCUGGCCCUCCUGCCGGCAACUCUUGUACCAGUCCGUAGCCACUGUGCUAGCCCACGCCGGCUUCGAUUCAGCCCAGGAAAGUGUGCUUGAGACCCUUACUGACCUGGCCCAUGAGCACUACCUGAAACUCAGCCGGCUGCUCCGGGUGGCCGUGGACCGUGAAGCUCGCCUGGGAACCAGCCCCUUCCCCGACGUGGUGGAGCAGGUGUUCCACGAGAUGGGCAUUGGAAGCGUGUUGGCUCUGCAGCGCUUCUGGCAAGUGCGCAUCAAGGAUUACCACAGCUACAUGCUCCAGAUGAGUAAGGAGAUGUCAGAUGAGUAUGAAAGACUGGUAAACCCAGAGAAGGCCCUGGAGGACUCCAAGCCUCCCCGGAUCAAAGAGGAGCCCUUGAGCGACAUCUCCUUCCCUGUCAGCGAAGAGCCCGAGGCGGACCUGGCCUCCGGAGACCAGUCCCUGCCUAUAGGGGUACUGGGAGCCCAUGGAGAAAGACUGGCCGGGGGUCUCGAAGGGGAACAUUCACCGCACAUCUCAGGUGGAGGCGGAGCAAACAGCUCCCCCUUGUGGCCGCAGGUGAAGAUGGAGCCCCAGGAUGGCGAGGAGGGACAGGGGUCAGGCCACCACCACCACCACCACCACGGGGUCCUAGGUAGUGAUGUCUUUGAGGAAGGGGGGCCCAUGUCCACCAUGAGUGAGUCCGGGGGAGGAAUGGCCCCAUCCCCUGGUGGGGGUUCUGAUGCCAGCUAUGGCUCACACUCUCCCGACUCCCUCAUGAGCGCCUCACCCGUGUUCAACCAGAGGACCAGGAAACGCAUGAAGAAGAUGUGAGGCGUGACCUCGCAGUCCUGUUAAGACAGGCAUUAUAUGGCAAGAUGGCGUGAGCCUGAAAGGAGUUAAGGCAGAGAACCUCAGUUUUAUAUAGAGAGUAGGUUUUGUAACUUGAUGCUGAAAUUAUGUAACAUAGCAGCACAUUUUCACAUACUAGACAGACAGUCAGACAAAGGACUUCUGGAAAACCGUCAUCAAUGAAGAGCACCACACAGACUUCAGUCAUGUAGCUGUGGAACAAACCCAAGGGAAAACAUACUGUAAUCCCAGUAGCUAUGUGUGGUUGGGCCAUUCAAGAGUCAAGACAAGGGUCAAAGCUAGAGACAGGCACCCAGGUUAGCAUUCUGUCUUAUUUUGUGUAACUUGUCAUUGUUUUGAUUUUGUAAGUUGACACAAUAAUAAAUAUACUUUGUAAAGUG